ACCAAUCAGCCCUAAACGCGGGAGAGAGAGAGAGAGUCGGACCCCGUCUUAGCGCGAUCACAGCACCAGUGUCGCAGUAGCGGAUCGCUGAUCUCCCCCUCCUCGCAUGUCAAUUGCCCUCGUUCUUUGCUGCAUCAUUUCUUCAGCAUGUUCCCAAUUAUACCUCGCCGACAGAAAAGGGCCUUGUUGUUCAAUGUUGGCUAGCACUGCGCAGGCGUGGAUUACAUCCUUUGAUGGUAGAAGAUCGUUUGACAAUUCUGGCUUAAGCUUUAGAUGCAGGAGACCCAUGAGUGGAGCUCUUCAAUCGUUUUGGCAUUCUAGUGGGCAUUACCUGGUUGCGUCCAAGAUUCAUGUUGCUUCAGAUUACUCAGAUUCAGCAGCUGAUUUUUCUAACUAUGCGGGAAAUGGAAGUUAUCAUCCCUUUGAAGAACUAAAAUAUUAUGGGAAAGGCAGAGAUGUACUGCUUACAGAUGCUGAAAUAGCCAGGACAACUGUUGAGGCAAAUAGUAAGGCAUUGCUGGUUUUUCCAGGAAGAGCACAUUGUGAACCUCAUCGGCAUGUCUCAUGGGCUGAAUUUCACUAUGUUAUUGAUGACUAUGGAGAUAUGUUUUUUGAACUUUUUGAUGAUGAAAGCAUCUUGAAAGAUCACAGCUCAACCAAUCCUGUGACUGUUCUGAUUGGAAUGGAUUUUCCUGUUAAUGGGGAGAGUAGAUUGGAGAGUGAUAGCUUCUUUGACGAUGUGGACAAUGAUGGUAUAAUCAAUGCUAUGCUUGAUGAUGAUUAUGAAGAGAUUGUUGACACAGAAAUAACUGAGACCCUUAUAAAAUGGGGGAUGCCAGAAACCUUACUUCACAUUCAUCCUAUCUACUUUGCAAAGUUCUUGGCUAAGUCAUUUCAUUCGAAGCAUAAGGAGAAGAUGGAUUAUCCAACAAAUGGUCUUUCCAUCAUGGGAUGUCUUAGGCCUGCUUUUGUUGAUGAGGAAUCUUAUCUUCGGCGGUUAUUCCAUGAGGAAGAAGAUGACUCUGUGUUUGAUUGGAGAGAUGAAUCAGAGAAGGAAGAGGAACGGAUGGCUGGAAUGCAUGGUUUAAUAGAUAGAGAAAUGUUGAACUUCAGCUCUAGACGAGAUAGAAGCAACUUAAAUUCAACCCUCUACAAAUUGGAGAUUAUGACCAUGGAGCUCUUUUCUGUAUAUGGUGAUCAAUCAAUUAUUGAUUUGCAAGAUUUCCAAGAUGCUGAACCUGAUGUUCUUGCACACUGUGCUUCAGCGAUUAUAGAACGUUUUAGUGAGGACGGUAUGCAGUUUGAUGCUGCUCUUAAAGCUCUAUGUCGAAAGAGGAAGGGUCUUGUUGUUGAGGGAGCAAAUCUUAUUGGUGUUGACAGCCUUGGCAUGGAUGUAAGAGUCUUCUUUGGGUUGGAGGCAAAAACUCUUCGCAUUUCAUUUAAUGCUCGGGUGACGACUGAAAGUUCAGCAGAAAAGAAGAUCCGAAGGAUGCUAUUCCCUCAUUAUCACCGCAAAAAAUCGAGAUCUCUCAACAUUGGUGUUGAGACAUGAUUGAGAGUUUAUACUAAAAAACACCCUGUAUAUUUCAUUUCUAACAAAGUUUCAUCAAAUAAGUUCUGGAGUUUCAUCUCAUAUAAGGCUUAGGCUAUCCUGUUCUUUAUUUGUAUUGGCAUUGAAUAAUGGACAGUCCUUGGAGGUCGAGAGACUCAGCAAACAAGGCAUCAGGCUUUUUUAUCUUUUAAGUGUUGAGAUUCUUUCCACGGCAUUUUAUAUCGAUGAGAGAUGGAGAUUGCAACUACUUAAAUAAUGCUUUUUAUGAUAUGUUGUCAUCAUAUAAUAAAGGAGCCUAAUAAGGGAGCUCCAACAGAAUUUGGUAUGGCUUUAUUUUUACUUUCUCUAUGACUAAUUAUAUUAGCGAUAUUUGUGAACAAAGAACUGUUACAGUUGAUUCACAAGGAUUGGUUUCUCUCCA
Messenger RNA from Dendrobium catenatum, 1973 nucleotides. RefSeq lists its product as uncharacterized. The transcript is spliced from 13 exons. The record is from RefSeq and is a predicted model, not a curated record. NCBI's taxonomy places the organism in Eukaryota, Viridiplantae, Streptophyta, Magnoliopsida, Asparagales, Orchidaceae. The coding region runs from base 107 to 1552 and encodes 481 amino acids.